Molecule: messenger RNA, 2233 nt
Organism: Tarenaya hassleriana
Lineage: Eukaryota; Viridiplantae; Streptophyta; Magnoliopsida; Brassicales; Cleomaceae
Product: pentatricopeptide repeat-containing protein At4g18520
Exons: 1
Coding region: 50-1933 (627 amino acids)
Biological process (GO): RNA modification
Molecular function (GO): protein binding; RNA binding
Source: RefSeq, a predicted model, not a curated record
UCCUCUGGGCUGUUUUUUGGCCGUGAAAUCUGAUCUCUUACCGGUGGUGAUGUUCUCUCUAACGUUCUCUUCACCGCAUCUCCCGCUCUCGCACCCGAAUCUUCCCGCAAAGAAACCCUUCAGAUAUCCAACCACUAAGAGCAACAGCAGCUCGAAAUUGAAGCAAAACAACCAUCGGAACGAAAGCCCAUCUGGGUCGCCAUGCAUUUCCUGCAAAAUUUAUUCUUUUGAAUCGGAGUCUGACAGUUUAUCCAGUUCACAGAAUACCGGAGAAAUCUCGGAAAAUGGGUCACCAUGUUCGUCUCCCUCGUCGAGCGAACGGGUGAAUUAUGCAAUACUCGCGGGUUGGCUUCAGUCUUCCAACGGGUUACGACUCGUCAAAAGGAUUCAUGCGAUGGCGUUGAAGUGUUUGGACAUUCAAGUUAUCUACUUCGGCAAUAAUUUGAUCAGUUCUUAUGUGAGAGUUGGGGAUUUGACCAGUGCUCGUAAAGUGUUCGAUAUAUUGCCGCAUAGAAACACGGUUACUUGGACCGCAAUGAUCGAUGGGUACCUGAAAUUUGGCCUUGAAAACGAGGCUUUUUCAUUGUUUGCUACUUUUGUGAAGAGAGGUAUCCGUUUUACGAAUGAGAGGAUGUUUGUAUGUCUGUUGAAUUUGUGCAGUAGGAGAUCAGAAUUUGAGCUAGGGAGACAGUUACAUGCCCAUUUGGUAAAAGGCCAAGUUGAGAAUCUCAUUGUAGAUAGUGCUCUUGUUUAUUUCUAUGCACAAUGUGGGGAGUUGGCUAGUGCACUACGCGCGUUUGAUCUGAUGAAGGAGAAGGAUGUGAUUUCUUGGACAGCUGUUAUUUCGGCUUGCUCAAGGAAAGGGCAUGGAAAAGAAGCCAUUUUUAUGUUUUCCCAGUUGUUAAAUCAGGGAUUUUUGCCCAACGAGUUUACAGUUUGCAGUAUUUUGAAGGCUUGCAGCGAGUUGAAGGCGAUAAGAUUUGGCAGGCAAUUACACAGUGUGGUAGUUAAGAAGGUGAUCAAGAACGAUGUUUUCGUUGGAACUUCUCUAAUGGAUAUGUAUGCAAAAUGCGGGAAGAUUUCAGAUUGUAGAAAAGUGUUUGAUGCCAUGAGCAAUAGAAACACGGUCACAUGGACUUCUAUCAUAGCUGCACAUGCUCGGGAGGAGUUGGGUGAUGAAGCUAUCAGCCUCUUCCGGGUAAUGAAGAGGCGGAAUUUGAUUGCAAACAACUUGACUGUUGUCAGCAUCCUUAGGGCAUGUGGCUCCAUUGGAGCUUUGUUGUUGGGAAAAGAACUUCAUGCUCAGAUCAUCAAGAAUUCAAUCGAAAAGAAUGUAUAUAUAGGCAGUACUUUGGUCUGGCUAUAUUGUAAAUGUGGAGAAUAUAAUAACGCAUUCAAUGUCCUUCACCAUAUGCCCUCUAGAGAUGUGGUGUCAUGGACGGCCAUGAUCUCUGGAUGUUUAAGCCUGGGGCAUGAGUCAGAAGCCCUAGCGUUCUUGAAGGAGAUGAUACAAGAAGGUGUGGAGCCGAACCCAUUUACGUAUUCCUCAGCUCUAAAGGCGUGUGCUAAUUCAGAAGCCCUACGUCUCGGAAAAUCCAUCCAUUCAAUUGCCAAGAAGAAUCCAGCUUUAUCCAACGUCUUUGUCGGAAGUGCUUUGAUUCAUAUGUAUGCAAAAUGUGGAUUUGUGACAGAAGCAUUUAGGGUUUUUGACAGUAUGCCUGAAAAGAACUUGGUUUCUUGGAAGGCUAUGGUAAUGGGUUAUGCGAGAAACGGGUUUUGCCAGGAAGCUCUGAAGCUUAUGUACAGAAUGCAGGCUGAGGGAUUUAAAGUUGACGAUUACAUCUUUACGACUAUAAUUUCUACUUGCGGAGAUAUAGAACACGAGACAGAACCUUCUGCAGAACGUUACUUGGAAUCCUCAGCUUCUCUGUAAGUGCCAUGGCUAGAAGCCUAGAACCCUUUGUAAAAAAAACACGGAUGUACAUAUAGAUCAACUCAGCUCCUGUUCUUUGCCGAGCCAUUUGCCAUUUUGUUGUGUUGUAUACGAAAAUGAGAUCCAAGCUUAUAGAUACUGAUCUUAAGGGCAAAACCUGUUGAGGGUUUGGUUGCUUGCUUGCUGUUGGCUGGAGAUGUGCAUUAGAAUGUAGCAUUAAGAAUUCUUCUUAGACUUCUGCCGCCAUUGAUGUGGCUCACUUUAAGUUUAUCUUUAUGUACUUCUUGUUAGUUUCUUACA